UGUGGCGAAGUGUAUCGUUGAUUUGUACAGAAGCUCUGUGUUAUCCUAACGUGCACACAGCUUAACAGUAUAAAAAUUAAGACUUCAACCGAACCACUCGGUAGUGAAGCGGACGUAAAACCUAUCAAUCAAUCAAGCUCGAUGGAUCUACCGACCAAUACCACGAAGGCUCGACAAAGGAUUAUAUCAUAUAUAAGAAAGACACCACUGGAAUAUUCUCUCGGUCUAAGUAAGCUGGCUGAUGGUUGUGAUGUUUAUAUCAAGCUAGAAAGUGAGCAGAUAACAGGAUCAUUCAAAGCGAGGGGAGCUUUUAAUAAAAUAUUGAUGAUCGCAGAAAGGAGUCCCGAGUCCAAACAGAAGGGAGUAAUAACCGCGUCGUCUGGUAAUCAUGGUCUAGGUUGUUUGGCAGCAUGCAAAAGGGCUGGAAUACCACUUAAAGUUUACUGCCAGGAACACGUGGACACUGGCAAGAAGAAGUGGAUGGAGGACCAAGGGGCAACCGUUGUUCAGAUAGGCGAGGAUUGUGUAGAGGCUGAAGAGGAAGCGCGGAGAGUUGCAAAUGACACUGGCGUAGAGUAUAUUUCUCCCUACAACGAUUACGAUAUUAUUGCAGGACAGGGAACAAUAAGCAUUGAAAUUUUAGAACAACUACCGGAAGUGGAUGCUAUCUUGGUGUCAGUUGGGGGAGGUGGAUUGAUAGGUGGAAUAGCAAGAUAUGCUAAACAAGUGAAGCCUUCUAUCAAGAUAAUUGGCUGCUCGCCGGAGAAAUCUAAAGUGAUGCACGAAAGUGUGAAAGCUAAGAAAUUGAUAUACGAAGAAUCGUUCGAUACCUUGUCGGACGGAACGGCAGGUGCUAUAGAGGAAAAUGCUGUGACGUUCGAGCUGUGCAGGGAUUACGUGGACGAGUGGAUACUAGUCACAGAGGAACAAAUAGGAAAGGCUAUUGUCUUUAUGGUGAAGAAUCACCACAAGAUUGUUGAGGGGGCCGCUGGCGUAGCACUGGGAGCUUAUAUGUUCAACCCAGAAAGAUUUAAAGGUCUAAAGGUGGUGAUAUUAUCUUGUGGGGCAAAUAUCAGCACAGCGACACUACAGAACCUGCUAAAAGAAUAUGCAUAGUCAUUUCUCUUUUGUGUAAUAAGUGGUUCUCCUUCUUACUUCAAUGCUGUCUCUAUUUUGAGUUGAACGUUCGAAAUAUUGUUUACUGAUACUUGACAUUACAGAACGAAUUUUGGCAAAGAAAUAUUUUGCUUCUACGCUUAAUUAAAGACAUUGUAUACAACAUAAUUUCAAUUUUUUUUAAAAACAAUAAUCAAUUCUUAUCUUCAUAAUCUAAUCAAUUUCUUUGUCUUUGUCAGACACGGCAUUAUUUUUUCUUACAUUUCAAAAUGCAUGGCUUGUAACUUAUAAGUAUACUUAUCAAUAACAGGAUGUACAGAGGCUCGCUCACUUAAAAAGAAUAUUUUACCAGAACACCUAAAUUGCAAAACCCGUCUAUGGUAUUGAAUGUGCUCUCUGUGUUUUGAUAUAUGAUGUGUUUUGUUUUUGCUUUUGCAUCAAUAAAAUUGAUGUUUUUAAAGAUGCGCUUUUACUUCAUAUUUCUAGUAAUUGUAAUUGGUAAAGAAAAGGACAAUUGUGCAACGAAUUUUUAGUCAAUGUUCCGCAGUGAACCUUGCGAAAAUCAUUGCAUUUUACAAUGUUUUAACUUUCCCGAUCAUUUCAUUAUGUCUUUGACUGUCAAUAUUUUAGAGAAAAGUGAUCAAAAUACCGAUCGUCCUGCUCUUAGUACCCCGUACCGUAGAAACACAAAGGAACAUUUCAUGAGACAUAUGGGUGCAAUAGCGGUAGGAAGUUUGUCAAUCCAGAAUUCAGUCUUACAAAUAUCACCAUAGGGUAUUUAAUCAUAGCCAUCGACAUUACACUAGUUCCACAGAAUAGUUAGUUGAAAGUCUUAACAUGGACUCGAGAUGAACCACAAUAUGUCACAAAAGGAACUUCAUUUGCUUCUGUAUAAUGAACUUAAUAAGAGGAUUCAACUAAACCUCUUAUUGGUGGCCAUAUGGAAACUAGCUUAGAGUCUUCGUAAAAAUCAUUGAUGCUGUAGAAUGUAUUCAAUUCUUCGAAUCUAUUUGUAUGGAUAGUCACGACGCUUCGGUUACUCAACUUUUUAUAAAAACUGGCGAAUG
Molecule: messenger RNA, 2183 nt
Organism: Mizuhopecten yessoensis (Yesso scallop)
Lineage: Eukaryota; Metazoa; Mollusca; Bivalvia; Pectinida; Pectinidae
Product: putative threonine dehydratase
Exons: 8
Coding region: 142-1116 (324 amino acids)
Biological process (GO): L-serine catabolic process; L-threonine catabolic process
Molecular function (GO): threonine deaminase activity; pyridoxal phosphate binding; L-serine ammonia-lyase activity
Source: RefSeq, a predicted model, not a curated record